AGCCACAAAGACGGUUCCAUGAACUUGAUCAUUUUUAACCUCUCCGACCAUUCGGGAAUAAGAAUACUACACAACACCUUUACAGACUGGCUUCAUUGGGAAUACUACAACCAUGGGCUUCCCUCUAUGCCUAUGUCUUCUCUCUUUGAUUUUCACAACUGCUUGUGGUUCAGGUUUUAGUGACGACACAACGCUUCAUGAAAACUCUUAUAAGGAAAAGUGGAUGGCAUCUAUACCUGAUGACCAACUCCUUUCAGCUGUUACUAUUCCCGGAACUCAUGAGAGCCUAACUCUGUAUGGUGGACCUCUUAUACAGUGUCAGGCUUGGACCUUGGAGAACCAGCUGAAAGCAGGAUUGCGGUACUUUGAUUUCCGUAUAGAGGCCAGUAUUUUCCACAACACCCUUGAUGUCAUGGAUGGGCAUAUAAAACAUACCAAGUUCCAUGACGUGCUAAACAUUCUGUGGGAGUUCUUGGGCAAACAUGACAGUGAGACUGUACUUUUGAGAGUGACACUGCAAGGGAUGAGUAUCUGGAAUGCCAGAGAAUCUAUCAAGGAUUUGAUUAAGAAAUCCAAAGAUAAUGUAUGGACAGAGACGUUGGUCCCCCACAUGCGAGACGCGAGAGGGAAGAUCGUCUUUGUGCAGAGUACCAAUUUCAAUGUCGGAACCCUUAACCAUAACACUUUCGUCACUUACGAUGGAUGGUUCAAAAACAUUGAAAACAAGAUGAAAACGAUCACAAAACGUCUGAAAGAAGCUCAAAAGAAUUGUGCUCAUACAAUUUCCUUGACUGACACCUCCGCCACAGGCUUUUUCAUAGGCCCUAAAACUGUGGCCAGAGUGGUUAAUGAUCAGCUCAAUAAGCUCUUAGGUAAACUAAAGACAGGCUCUGAUAAACCAAACUGCUUGGGGGUAAUCAGCAUGGACUUUCCCAGUCCAGACCUCAUCCAGAACAUCAUUGAGAUAAAUAGGCAACAAGGAAGAGGUUCAUCUGAACGCCUAGUAGAGCCUGAACCAGAGCGUGAACCAGCAGAGCUUGGACCAGCAGAGCCUGAACCAGCAGAGCCUGAAGAACCUGAACCAGCAGAGCUUGAGCCAGGUGAAGAGCAUGAACCAGCAGAGCCUGUACCAGUAGAUUCUGAACCUUCAGGGGAGCCUGAACCAGUAGCGCCUGAGCCAGUAGAGCCUGAGCCCGCAGAGCCUGAACCUGCAGAGCUUGGACCAGCAGAGCCUGAACCAGCAGAGCCUGAAGAACCUGAACCAGCAGAGCUUGAGCCAGGAGAAGAGCAUGAACCAGCAGAGCCUGUACCAGUAGAUUCUGAACCUUCAGGGGAGCCUGAACCAGUAGCGCCUGAGCCAGUAGAGCCUGAACCUGCAGAGCUUGAACCAGCAGAGCCUGAACCAGCAGAACAUGAAGAACCUGAACCAGGAGAACCUGAACCAGGAGAGCCUGAACCAGCAGAGUCUGUACCAGUAGAUUCUGAACCUUCAGGGGAGCCUGAACCAGUAGUGCCUGUACCAGCAGAGCCUGAGCCUGCAGAGCCUGAGCCAGUAGAAGAGGAUGAACCAGCAGAGCCUGUACCAGUAGAUUCAGAACCUUCAGGGGAGCCUGAGCCAGUAGAGCCUGAACCAGCAGAGCCUGAACCAGCAGAGCCUGAACCAGCAGAGCCUGAACCUGUAGAGCUUGGACCAGCAGAGCCUGAACCAGCAGAGCCUGAGCCUGCAGAGCCUGAACCUGUAGAGCUUGGACCAGCAGAGCCUGAACCUGUAGGGCUUGGACCAGCAGAGCCUGAACCAGGAGAGCCUGAGCCACCAGAGCCUGAACCUUCAGAGCUUGGACUAGCAGAACCACAACCAGCAGAGCAUGAAGAACCUGAACCAGCAGAGCCCAAACCAGCAGAGCCUGAACCCGCAGAACCUGAACCAGUACAGCCUGAACCAGCAGAGCCUGAGCUAGCAAAGCCUGAGACACCAGAGCCUGAACCUUCAGAGCUUGAGCCAGUAGAGCCUGCACCUGCAGAUUCCGAACCAGUAAAGGCUGAACCAGCAGAACCUGAGCCUAAUGCCGCAUUGCCUGAACCGGCUGAGCCUGAUCCAGUAGAACCUGAACCAAUAGAGCCUGGGGAGCCUGAACCUCCACGGGAGCCUGAACAACCUAAGAAAAAACCUAGGAAGAAGAAAUGUCAUAAGAAACAUAAAACUAACAUAUAAGUAUUAACAUACAAUUCAGUUAUUGUCCAAUGAAACUCAGACUUGUGCCCAAACCCCCCAAAAAUAUAUACAAUGUAAAAUCUUCCAAACAUGUAUUUGUCUAGACUUCCAUUGUGUUCUGAGGCCAUGGUAAGAGGCAGCUAAAUAGACUGUAGUUGAUGUGUUGUGAGAUGAGAGUUCCACACUUCUAAUACAGUUUGAAACAAUUUACAGCAGAGGUGUCAAACUCAUUCCACAGAGGACCUAGAGUCUGCAGGUUAGACAACCAGUGGAGGGGAGUUCCUUACUAAUUAUUGACCUUAUUUUAUUCAUUAAGGACAAGGGAGGAGCAAAAACCCGCAGACAGUCGGCCGUCCGUGGAACGAGUUUGACACGUGAUACAGUAUAUCUGGUUCUUCUUUAUGUACAUUACAAUUACGGUUGGCUCUCUUCUUCAAUAUUACAUGUACAUUUCACCUUAAUAACAUUUGAAAUAAAGAUUAAACCAAUA
This is a messenger RNA of Oncorhynchus masou masou (cherry salmon), 2702 nucleotides long. RefSeq names its product fibrous sheath CABYR-binding protein-like. Bases 113 to 2212 code for a protein of 699 amino acids. Gene Ontology annotation, biological process: lipid metabolic process. The record is from RefSeq and is a predicted model, not a curated record. Gene Ontology annotation, molecular function: phosphoric diester hydrolase activity. Lineage: Eukaryota; Metazoa; Chordata; Actinopteri; Salmoniformes; Salmonidae. The transcript has 3 exons.